Molecule: messenger RNA, 3677 nt
Organism: Armigeres subalbatus
Lineage: Eukaryota; Metazoa; Arthropoda; Insecta; Diptera; Culicidae
Product: probable 2-oxoglutarate dehydrogenase E1 component DHKTD1 homolog, mitochondrial
Exons: 6
Coding region: 448-3162 (904 amino acids)
Biological process (GO): tricarboxylic acid cycle
Molecular function (GO): oxoglutarate dehydrogenase (succinyl-transferring) activity; thiamine pyrophosphate binding
Source: RefSeq, a predicted model, not a curated record
GUUUCGAUCGGCGUCGAUCCCUAUCCAGACAAGCCCCCAUCACACACCAUUCUAUACAUCGCCUUGCGUCGAAGUUGAGUCUUACGCGCUGCAUACAUUCUCAGCUUCUACCCGGCUUGCAUUGCGCAUAUGGAUGGGACUGGUUCGCAAAGUGGUGCGCUCGCGCCUCCAGUGCGGUUCGGUUCAAAAUAGAAUCGGUGAUAAUAAAAUGUGAUUAUGUGUGCGCGUCACCAUCGCCAUCGGACACAACGCAGUGGACAACAUACUCUCAGUUUCAUUUGAACUCUCGUCCCGUUCCUACGCAAAUCGCGAGCAGGUAGCCACCGACUCGAUCCCCCGGUACGGGACUGCGAAAACAACUAUCAGUAUUCUUCCUCCUGUACGUAUCGCCCUCUUGACAACUGGAGGCUAUCCUGUGCUGUUUCGAACUCUGCUAAAGGAAGAAAGAUGCAUAGAAUAAUAAGCAGACAGUAUCACAGUACAAAAGGCGUAUUCGGGUUUAAGCCAAAGCCGGUCAAUACAUUCCAGUUGGACAAAAGCAUCCUCGAUGCCCGAGCACAGCAAAGUAAGGCCUACCGAUGGAUUGAGUCUUUCCGCAAUCAUGCCCAUCGAGUGGCCUCGAUCAACCCCGUUUCCUUCCAGGAGCCUACGGGUACCGAUAAGCACCUGUUGGACUACUCACAGUUCGGACUUUCUCGCUAUGACAGCGUCGAUUUACCCGGAGUUGUUAAUUCAGUCUCAGUAUCCGCAUUAACAGUUGAACAGCUAGAACAACUGCUUAAGCAAAUCUACUGCGGUACUUGCAGCAUUGAGUUAGCUUAUAUCGAGAACGAACACGAACGCGAAUGGCUAACGGAAAAUUACGAACAGUUGUUUCAAACUACCCUGAACACCUCGGAUAAGAAAGAAAUUGCCGAACUUCUUCUCAAAUCUCAAGCGUUCGACAAUUUCCUAGCCACCAAAUUCCCAACUGUUAAGCGUUACGGUGGCGAAGGAGCGGAAAGUAUUAUGGCCUUCUAUCGGCAAUUGUUCCUCAGUGCAGCAGAAGCUGACCUGAGCAACAUCGUCAUUGGAAUGCCGCACCGAGGAAAACUGAACGUGCUGACCACACUUUUCCAGACUAGACCGGUAAAGAUAUUUCGUAAGUUCAAAGGACUGCCAGAGUUCCCGGCGAAUGCGAAAGCCAUGUGCGACAUUGCUAGCCACUUUCAUACCUCAACGGACUUAAACAUCAACGGCAAAACUAUCCACCUGAAUAUGCUUCACAACCCAUCGCACCUUGAAGCGGUAAAUCCCGUCUCAAUGGGUAAGGCUCGUGCCAAGCAACUGACCCUCCAGGACGGUCCCUACCAGUUGAAUCCAACCAACUCCUCAAAAGUCCUAAACAUUCAGCUGCAUGGCGAUGCCGCGUUUGUCGGCCAAGGUAUCAACCAGGAGUGUCUUAUGAUGGCCGAAGUUCCUCACUUCGACGUCGGAGGAUCGAUCCAUAUGAUCGUCAACAACCAGGUCGGGUUCACUACCCCGGGCGACCGCGGUCGCGGUACUCGCUAUGCAUCCGAUCUGGCCAAAAGUAUCAUGGCUCCGGUAUUCCACGUGAAUGGCGAUGACCCCGAAGCACUAACAAAGAUCACCAAACUGGCCUUCGACUAUCAGCAAAAAUUCGGAAGAGAUGUCUUUAUCGAUCUGAACUGUUUCCGCCGCUGGGGACACAACGAACUGGAUGAUCCAACAUUCACCAGCCCCUUGCUGUAUAAAGUAAUUCACAACCGCGGCUCGGUCCCAGACCUCUACGCCAAUAAGUUAUUAGAAUCAGGAGAUCUCACCCAAAAUGACAUCGAUACCAUCGUCAAGGGUCACCACGAAUUUCUCAACGCUGAACUCCAAAGCGUCAACAGCUACCAACCCGAACAGAGCUAUUUCCAGGCCCAGUGGAGCGGUAUCCAACAGGCAGGAAACGAGAUCACAGUUUGGAAUACCGGAGUGGACUACAGUUUGCUGAACUACGUUGCGCAAACCAGCGUCGAGUAUCCGCCCGAUUUUGCCCUUCAUCCUCACCUGCAGAAGCACCAUGUAGCAGCUAGGCUUCGUAAAAUCAACGAAGGUAACCGGAUCGACUGGGCCACCGCCGAAGCCAUGGCCAUCGGAAGCCUCAUGUAUCAGGGAUGCAACGUACGAAUCAGUGGGGAGGACAUUGGCCGAGGUACAUUCUCCCAGCGGCACGCAAUGUUCAUCGACCAAAACACCAACGAAGUUUACAUCCCGCUGAACGAUCUUCAAGGCGGCGCUGGUGGAAAGCUGGAAUUGGCGAACAGUAUUCUGUCCGAAGAGGCGGUUCUUGGAUUUGAGUACGGUAUGGCAAUUGACAAUCCAAAUAACCUGGUCAUUUGGGAGGCUCAAUUCGGGGACUUCUUCAACGGAGCGCAGAUUAUAAUCGAUACAUUCCUAACAACCGGUGAAACUAAGUGGAUGGUGUGCAACGGUUUGGUGAUGCUUCUCCCGCACGGUUUCGAUGGGGCCGCAUCCGAACACAGCUCCUGUAGAAUGGAACGUUUCCUACAGAUGACCGACUCGAAGGAAUCCACACCGGAUGGCGACGACGUCAACUUCGAAGUGAUCAACCCAUCCACGCCAGCGCAGUAUUUCCACGCUCUGCGCCGUCAGCAAAUACGAAACUACCGAAAACCGCUGAUCGUGGUAGCGCCGAAGACGCUGCUCCGACUGUCGGAAUGCGUUUCGAGCCACGCCGAGUUUGCCCCAGGUACGUCAUUCCAAACGGUGAUCGGAGACGCAACGAUAGGCGAUCCGAAGAAGGUCAAACGGGUUAUCCUGUGCAGUGGAAAGCAUUAUUACAACCUGAACAAUGAGCGACUGGCCAGCAAGAACAGCGAAGUGGCGAUCGUGAGACUGGAAUCGCUAUGCCCCUUCCCGGUGCACCGAAUUCAGGAAGAGCUGGCCAAGUAUAACAAUUUACAGGAUGUCGUGUGGAGCCAAGAGGAGCAUCGCAAUAUGGGUGCAUGGACUUUCGUGCAACCCCGGUUCGAAAAUAUGUGUGGAAAGAGGAUCAAGUAUCGAGGACGCUACGAAGGAUCCACAAUUGCAGUAGGCGUCAGUUCAUGGCAUGCCCAGGAGGCAGAGCAAGUUAUUAAAACGGCAUUUCAGUGAAUGAACCUAUGUUAUCUAAGUGCUGUAAAUACAAAUUGAUUAUGAUACCGGAAAUGAAGUAUUUUUUUUAUUUCCUGCAUACUUGGCUGGCUUUAGCGCCGUAAUACUUAUGCGUGACUUAUUGCAGAGCUACAUAAGCGUCGGUUAUGGGCGAAGGUUCUGUCAAAGUUCAGGCAGGCAGCUAUGAUAAAGGAAGGAAAUUCCAAGCCAUCCAUGAAUCAGGAAGCAGCGAGCAACGACCCCACCAACUAAACAUCAGCCUUGUCGCGUGUGCAACGAGGAACAUCGCCACUACGAGUGCCCUACGUUAAACAAGGGAACACCAGUGUGUGGCCCUUAAUGGCCAGAACGAAAUUAUAUGACUUUGACUCCCCGUGGAUGCGUAUGCAUGCCCCCAAGAUCUGACUGGAAGAGGCAGAGUCAUAGCUUGCUGUUCGCCGAUUGACUCGUUGAGGAGUGAAUCUAUGAACACACGCUAAAGACAUUUUUCUCAAACCCCACAUUCCCCUUCUUCU